Mya arenaria is the source of this 2777-nucleotide messenger RNA. Its product is annotated as demethylmenaquinone methyltransferase-like. The coding region runs from base 214 to 1059 and encodes 281 amino acids. The transcript has 4 exons. Gene Ontology annotation, molecular function: S-adenosylmethionine-dependent methyltransferase activity. The record is from RefSeq and is a predicted model, not a curated record. NCBI's taxonomy places the organism in Eukaryota, Metazoa, Mollusca, Bivalvia, Myida, Myidae.
UAAUGCCUUUGAUAAUGAUUCUAAUGAAAUCAAAAACUAUUUAUUACUAUAUUUAUAUGUUCAAUACUUAUUACCUCAGUAAUAACAAUUUAGUCCAUGAAUAUUAUUUCACGACAAUCGAAUAUAAACCGAAAGUAGGAAUUCCCUGGUCGACUAAAGUCCAAAAGGUCACAACUUUCCGAACGUUAAUUGAAUAUAAUUAAGAAAACAGAGAUGAGUACCUACGAAAACUACGAAAGUGUUUCUAAGACCUAUGAUGACCAGCGAAAAGCAAUGGGCAGUGACGUCAUCGCGGGCAUGAUACAACUCUACUGCAAAAAGCCGCUCAGUGAAUUGCACGUGCUAGAUGCCGGUUGUGGAACGGGUAACUACGCUCGUGAUCUGCUUGACCACGGAUGUGGUCACGUGACUUUGCUUGACGCAUCACCGGGCAUGCUCGAAAAAGCAAGAGCGAAGGUAGCCGACUACAUCGAGUCCGGGAGGGUUAAAGAUAUAGUUGAGGCAAAGCUACCAAAGAUCCCAUUCCCGGAUGGAACAUUCGACGCUGUCAUGUUUAAUUUGGUUCUACAUCAUUUGAACACUGGAGUAGCGGGCGAUUGUCCGACCACAGUUGAGGUCCUAAAGGAAGCAAAACGAGUCCUGAAUUCAAUAAACGGUUGCUUGGUCAUUACCACUUCGUUACCAUCUCAAAUGGUAAACUGCCUUUGGACUUAUGAAAUGGUGCCAUCGCUUUUCGACAGAUACAACAAGAAAUUUAUUUCUGUAGAGCAAUGGCCAAUUGUCUUUGCAAAGGGCGGAUUUGAAUGCGUCCAGAGAGUGAAUGUUCUUGGUACGAAAUUCACAUUAUUCAAUAGUUAUUACAACUUUGAAGGCCCUCUUGAUCCGGAAUGGAGAAAAGGAACAUCUUGGUGGGCAAUUGCGACAGAAGAGGAACUGGCGACGGUAAGAGCAAAGAUUCUAGAUUUGAAGGCGAAAGGUGAACUGGAGAAAUGGUGUACAGAGCAUGAUCGGGUUUCAACGAGUGGGCUCCUAACGCUUAUGGUAGCAACGGUCCAGUAGAGCUUUGAUGUAUCCCAUAUACAAUAAUAAUUGAUAGGUUAUUUAGCAUUGUUUUAUACAAUACGGAGAUAUAUUAGGACAAGUACACAGCUGUUAAAACUAUAUAACGGCUCGUCCAAUAUGAUUUUCACAGCUAUGUGCGAGUCCAAAUUGAUCUCGUAUAGAACAAAACAAUGUUAAAUUACUUAUUUAUUCUAUACAUCUAUUAUUCCAAAUAUUUAAAUUAUAUUAUAUUAUAUAAAGGCGUUGAAAGUAGAUUUUUACAACAUUUUGAAGUUUUGUUUGCAAAUAAACGAGAAUUAAUCAUUGUAUUAAAGAUAAUUCAUAUCACUCUAACUUUAGGACGUCUGUCGAUCCCGAUUUUCAUUCGGAACCUUUUCACGCGUUUCGGUCUUUAUACUAGAUUUAACAUGGGAAAUGUGAAUCGUACAAUACGGAAAAAACAGGAUUUUUUUUGUACGCGCGUGAGUCCCGAUACAGAUGUAUAGUGUACGGUCACGUAUUGAAAACGAGAGUGUACGAUUGGACGUAUAAAUUUGGUAUAUAAUAAAGCUUGUUAUUUUAUGUUACCAUUAGCGAUAAUGUUAAACAUUGGCGCUUGGUGCCGCCGUAUAUAGGGAUACCAUUUUACGCUGACUGAUAACUAAUAUGAAAAAAUAAAUAAUAGGAGUUAGUGUUAUUAAACUAGCUAAUCUCAUUAAACAUUUUUCGAUUUACAUUACCUUUUUUUAAGAUAAGGACAGGCACUUAUCAGUUACAGUUUUUGGGCCACUGAAUUAUUUUCUUUGGAUUUUAUUUUUAUUGCCUGUAAACAGAAUUGUUAAAAAAAAAGGUAAAGCCAUGCUUGUCGCGCCUAUAGCAUUUCAACGCUUUUAGCCUUUUAUUUUAGGUCGCUAUGCUGUGUUUAUGAUUUCGUCUUUAUAUUUUUCAAACUCCAGCUUUUAUGCCAACCGGGUUUAUGUUUAAACUUUUUGCUACUGAGCAUGUUUCUGUAGCUUUUUGCAUAUAUAUUUUAAUGCAGGUAUUAGAUAUCUUAGUUUAACAUUAUUCAUUUCAUGAAAAUACACUAAAAGCUAAUAUUAUAACCUCUCUCCUAUUCAUUUGAGCUAAAGAGUCCCACGAAAACCCUAUUUACCAUGUAGCGGAAAUAAGAAACAUUCAUACGAAACUAUGUAAAAGUAACUUUUAGGGACAAAUUUCACAUUUAGUUUGCAUUUUCCAAACGAUAAUCUCAGUCAUUUUGUUUUUAUUCUAGCUAGUCAUUACACGAUUCAGGUAUUUUUGUCGUUACGGGUUUACCUGGUAUGGUGCUAACUGUUUUGCAUUAUUUUUUCUGUGUUUAAUGUAGAUUUUACUUACCCGUUAUUAUCUGUGUAUGACUAAUGUAGUUAUUAUGUACUCGGAAUACAUUUGUUACAAAUACAUGGAGUAUUAUAGAGAAUUGUAAACGGAGAUUAUUUUGUAAAUACACCUCUUUUUGGUAAAAUAACGAGGAAAACCAUUCUAGCAUGGGGUUGUUUAUGUCUAAAUAUGUUUAUUUAAAAAAAUGGAUUUUUGAUUUAAUUGUUUUACCACGCUUAUUAAAUUAAACAUGUCAAAUUAACCAUUUUCUUUUGAAUUUUGUUUGCUCGGUGCCUUAGUCUGGUGAUUGUGUUGUAACUCUAUUAUCUUACCUACCAUAAUCUGUGUUUUGCCAAUGCCAAAUGAUUAUAUAUAUU